AUAUGGCCGUGUUGGGGCCGUGUGUAAGUGUAAAUAUGAAUGGGCACAAUAAUAUUCAUAGUCAGUUAACAAAAUCGUUAGAGAGAAUUUUGGAAGAUGCUUAUUUGAGUGGUGAAUUAAAACUAAGUGGACGCAAGUUGAGGGAGUUUCCGAAACCAGUGAAGUAUGACCUGAGCGAUACAGUUGUAGCUGAUCUGUCCAAAAAUCGAUUCAGUGAAUUACCUGAUGAACUCACGUCCUACGUGUUUUUAGAGAAGUUACUAUUAUCACAAAACAUCAUCAGAACAGUCCCAAAUGCAGUUGGAGGUCUCCAAUCACUCACAUAUUUAGAUUUAAGUUCAAAUCAGCUCACAGAAUUACCACGAGAAGUAUGCCAGAUGCCACUUCAAGUGCUCUUAGUACCCGACAAUAUGCUAAGUACGUUACCGAAGGAGAUUGGCAAGAUGACCUCGUUGGCGGAGCUGGAUGCCUCGAACAACAGGCUCACGCAAGUCCCCAUGACCCUUGGGGAUUGCGCUGGUCUGCGGGCACUCGACCUUAGCAAUAAUCAGUUGGGACUACUGCCGUUACAGAUCACAUACCUCAGGCUGGAACACCUGGAUGUGAGCUGCAACUGCAUAUCUUCACUGCCACUGGAACUCCGAAAUAUGAACACAAUAGUUACGCUUAAUCUGGACAACAAUCCCCUCGUUUCCCCACCUACAACAAUAUGCAUGCGCGGGCGUGUGCAUAUAUUCAAGUACCUAGAAAAUAUGGCGAAUAAAGACUCGUUGCCAGCACAUAGGCGAAUGGACGACACACGACGGUCAGCUAAACACAGUUCUUACAUCAAUAACUCCCCAAACCAAAGUACGACGCAUCAGAUCACUUCGGGCAACGCUACCAUAGACUGCUUGAGGCAUAAGCCAAGACAUGUCGUUGAUAGUGGAUACAGCACCGAUGGAGUCGACAAACGAUGGUCUAAUGAUGGUGGCGGCGAGGCCGGUGGAGGGGGUGGCAGUGGACGUUCAACUCCCAGCACACCUUCCACAUUGUCACCAGGUGCAGCCCUCUCCAGGGCACAGUCGUUAUCCAGUGAGACACCCCUCGCCCCACUCACCCCUCUACUAUCCGGCGUCCGUAUUUCACCUGAUGGGAACAUGUCGAAUGGCGACGAUAAGAGUAAAUUAGCCCAUCAACAAACCUACAGACAAUACAAAGAAGCCUUAAGACAGCAGCGUCAACAAGACAUCUACCGCCCUCGCACGGACCAGCCGUCUCCCGAGCUGGACUCCUCCCCGCACUCCCAAAACCAGAGCCCCAUCCACCAGAAAUCCUCCCACUCCCCAGUCAACGGAUACAGCAGUAAUGUAUCACCUAGUCUAUACAAAACCGCCUCUUCCAAUAGUAGUCUAUCCAAUACCUCAUCCCCAAAUCUAUCCCAAGUGCCAAAUUCCCCCCUCCUACACUCAACCCCCAGAAGAUACCAAAAUCAAUCAACAAAUGGAAACGGUGUCGUUGAAAAACAAGAAGAGAACAAAAGGCCCGUGCAAAAAGUAGUGCCAUCGAGAAACGUGAAUAGUAAGGUGUACUCGACUGUUAAUGGGAACGUGGAAUAUAAUGGACGCGUUAACGGUCAGACAGAUACGUAUAUAAAACCUACAUCCCCUUCAAAAUCUCCUACGAAUACCAUUGGGUACAAUAGUUUAGGCAAAUCGAGUAUACCGCGGCAAGUCAACGGCGACAGUACUAAGGUGUUGACGACUAGUGUGUCGUAUUUAAAAGGUGCUGCGCCAAAGCCUCCCGGCAAGAUGGCGUGGAAUAAAGACGCUCCGGUGGAUAAACUCAGCUUUACUAUGAAGAGGGAGUUCGAUAAACAGAAGGAAGAGUUGGAUUUAUUGACGCAAUUACGAUCGAUAAUCGAGUCGCGCCUGAAGAUGUCGCUGCCGGAGCAGUUGGCGCCGGUGCUGAGUGACGGCGUGGUGCUGUGCCACCUGGCCAACCACGUGCGGCCGCGCUCCGUGGCGUCCGUGCACGUGCCCUCGCCCGCACAGCCCAAGCUAACAAUGGCUCGAUGUAGAAGAAACGUGGAUAACUUCCUAGAAGCGUGUCGAAAAAUUGGAGUAGAAGAGGAGGUCAUCUGUUCGCCCGACGACAUACUGGGGACCCUGCACUCUGACGGAGACGCCAGUGUCGGGCCUCUCGCUCGCACAGUCACCGCACUGCUCACACACGCCACGCCGCACGACGCUAGUAGGGAUAUCAGACCCCACGCACACAACGAUACACUCUCGCACCAACAUAGCGACGACUACUACUCCGGCGAGGACCCCGACUCCUCCAUCGAAGUCAAUUACCAAAGGCAGCUCCGAAGAUACUCCGAAGAACGAUUCAUUAGCAACUUCAAUUUCUCCGACAACAAUCAACACUACACCAUCGAUGAAUCCGAGGAAUAUCAAAACAACGAGAACAAUAACACGGAUUCAGGCAUACACUACUCACCGGUUUAUGGAACAAAUGAACUAAGGAACAGAGGACCCUAUUACCAGACCAAUAGAGUCCAAUUCGUGACGCCUUUCUGCAAGGAGGAUCACGUACUAAAAAGCGAUAAUUUCGAAAUAUACGAUACUGACGAGGUUGAUUUUCCGACGGAAUUGUUGAGGGAAGAGGUUGAUACUGAGAGAUAUGACAGGGGUAAAAUGAAUCUCCAAAUACAGAAUAAUCUGAACAGUGUGAUUUCUACUGAGACUGAGGCUCCCAAGGAGGUCGAGAACAAAGUUCUUUUUACUUGUCUUUGCCUUGGCACGUUCUUCGUGUCCACCAUUUUGCUAAUCAUGUACCCGUUGUAAACUUCUUUUAAACUGUGACCGACGAAAUAAGACCAGAUAUGUUAAUAAAAUUACACAAAUAUUUAAGUGGGGAUUGCAACAAGCCAAAUUAAUGUUACCAAACAUUUAACCAACUUCAGAAAGGAUCUUCAAGAAGGUCUAUCUAUAUCUCUUGAACGUUUUACAAAGAAACAGUUCCAUUUGUUCUCGGUCUGCCAAGCAAUACACAUGUAUGAGCAAAAAGCAAGUGAAAAAUGCAUUGGGUAAAGCAUAGUAAGCGAUUCAUCAACUCAAAUGAACAUCAGUCGGUCUUUUACAUUUCAUAAUAACUUUGGGAGUUUGUCAAGAACGGUCAAGCUGAUAUAUAUUUGCCUUUAACACAGUCUGACUGUGAACGGUUUACGAAUUUGAAACGAGGCUAGUUUUUUUUAAAUGAUCUUAGAACAGAAGUCUGAAAGGAAUUGGAAGGUAUUUCGAAGGAUUUUAUAUUAUGGAAUUUGUAUUAAAUUAUAAAGACAUUUACGGUUGCAAUGGAUUAAAAUUUUUCUUUGUGUUGAUUUGUAUAGAUUUAUAAAUUAAGCAAUUGGUUAUUAUUCCAUUCGUUAUAAGUUCAUUCCCAUUGGAGGCAUUUAAAUUGAUUAGUUAGUUUGUUUUUUUAUAUACUUUUUUUUUACUUAGAUAUUUUGCCAAUUGGUUGCUAUUGUCGGCUAUUAUUUGCUUUUGAUUUUUAUAUAACGUUUUGCAGACUGUAGUUUAAGCUGAGGCCUUAGUAAGAGUUUCUUUUACGUUAAAAGUAAUCGAAACGAGACUGCCUUCGGCGCUCCGAUUGGUUAGUUCAUUGGAGCCGGCCAAUCAGACCGCCGAACGCGGACUCAUUUCGAUUACCUUAAACGUGAAACAAACUUGUACUAAAGCCUCUGAAUGUAACAUACACUUGAAAGACUUGUAUAAUACACAAGGAGAAAGAGAGAUGGCAAUACAUGCGUAUACGCAAGUUCGAAGCUAUUUUACAGUCUGCAGAACUAUUAUUUCCGAGAUCUCAUCGUUUGUUGUGUUAUAGAGUGAUUCGCUAUUAAGUAUUAUUUUAAGAUUGUUUCGCCCGUUUUGCAAAUAUUAAUGCAAUUCUUAUACGUAGCAGCCGUAAGGUUCAAAUUAGUCUUUUUGCACCAAAAUACUAUACAGUUAUACACGUAAUAGAUAGCACUCUUUACUUAUAAAUGUUGCAAUAGAAUUAAUCUACGAUUACAGAAAUACUGUAGUGUGUAACACAGUUUAUAAGAACGUAAAGAUAUAAUGAAAUAUUAAUUAUUGUUGCAGACAACUCAUUUACUGCGAUACUCGGACAUUUAAUGCUUACGUAAGCUAUUCCUUAGUAACGAUUUUGUUCCGGAAACAAUUGCUAAGGACUGAGUUUACGUAGCCAUUAAAUGACUUAGUACGGCGGUCAGUGGGUUAUGUGUUAUGUGAUUCUGAGGUCUUAUAAAACAGUAGAUUUUUAAUGGAAUCUUUAAUUAUAACACGUAGAUUGGUAGUACAUUAGGGAAAUUGAUAACUUUGGGGGUUGUAAUGGAUUUGAGUAGUUUUAAGAUCAAUGGCGCACAAUUAGAAGGGUUUUAUAUGUAUACGAGUGAGUUACUAACUUAGUAAUGGAAUAUGAUGAUUAGUAGGAAGAGGGAAUAGUCUUUUUUAUGGAAGAGGCCGGUAAAUGAGCAGACAGAUCACUUAAUGGUCAGCAAUAGGCGUCGCCCAUGGACACCCUGAACACCA
This is a messenger RNA of Spodoptera litura, 4574 nucleotides long. It is a transcript of the gene Lrch, whose product is annotated as Leucine-rich-repeats and calponin homology domain protein. The record is from RefSeq and is a predicted model, not a curated record. Lineage: Eukaryota; Metazoa; Arthropoda; Insecta; Lepidoptera; Noctuidae. Gene Ontology annotation, cellular component: cytoplasm. Gene Ontology annotation, molecular function: protein binding.